Molecule: messenger RNA, 3079 nt
Organism: Suncus etruscus (white-toothed pygmy shrew)
Lineage: Eukaryota; Metazoa; Chordata; Mammalia; Eulipotyphla; Soricidae
Gene: MAL2
Product: mal, T cell differentiation protein 2
Exons: 4
Coding region: 53-580 (175 amino acids)
Biological process (GO): myelination
Cellular component (GO): membrane
Molecular function (GO): structural constituent of myelin sheath
Source: RefSeq, a predicted model, not a curated record
GGAGGCGGAGGCGGGCGAGGGCGGCGGCGCGCGGAGACGCAGGAGCGGCAGCAUGUCGGCCGGCGGAGUCCCGCCGCCCCCGAACCCCGCCGUGUCCUUCCCCGCGCCCCGGGUCACCCUGCCCGCCGGCCCCGACAUCCUGCGCACCUACUCGGGGGCCUUCGUGUGCCUGGAGAUCCUGUUUGGGGGGCUAGUCUGGAUUCUGGUGGCCUCCUCCAACGUCCCUCUACCUCUGCUGCAAGGAUGGGUCAUGUUUGUAUCUGUGACGGCGUUUGUCUUCUCCCUCCUUUUCCUGAGCGUGUUCCUCUCCGGCAUGGUGACUCAGAUUGAUGCCAACUGGAACUUCCUGGAUUUUGCAUACCACUUUACAGUAUUUGUCUUUUACUUUGGCGCCUUCUUAUUGGAAGCAGCAGCCACAUCCCUGAGCAACCUACGUUCAUGCAAUGCAACCUUGGCCGAGACACCACUCCUGGAUGACAACCAGUAUAAUAUAAAUGUAGCAGCCACGAUUUUUGCCUUUGUGACGACAGCGUGUUAUGGUUGCAGUUUGGGUCUGGCUUUACGAAGAUGGCGACCAUAGCACUCCUUGGAAAUGAACUGUCCAUGUGUGGGCUUCACUUGUCUGCUUUGUAUUAUAGUCUGAUUAAUUUGAGUGCCAUUUUGUCUGGAUAUAAGAACAUUCCAAACAUACUUUAAUUUCUUUAUAAAGAGAAUUUAAGUACUAGUAAGUCUAGUCUUACUUCCUGGGUAGAAUUUUAAUUUUUAUAUUUAAAUGUAUCUAUAGCCAUUGAUUUUACAUGUUUCUUUUUUUUCAAAUAUAUUUUAUAUCCAUAAAAUGCACAGAUAAUAUUCAUGGAAAAGAGGGUCUCUCUUGUCUAGUUGUCCAGAAGCUUUAACCUUGAAAUUUAGCAGUUAAACCUUGAUGUUCAACUAAAAUGUCCCAAAGCAACAUUCCAAAUAGGUUUCCCACUGAACCUUAUCUUUUAACAUAAAAUGGGUUAAGAGUUUUUUUCUUUAGAGGGUUGAAGAUAUGGUAAAUAUUCCAGCCUUCACAGGUUUCUACACCCUCUGUUGCCCCUGCUUUCCUCUGCUUUUUUUAAAGGAAAGUAGCUGUAGACAAAACGUAAAUGAAAGCAUGUGGCUUUGUUCCAGUAAGACUAUAAAAACACACAGAAGGCUGAGUUAGCCUGUAUAUUUCAGGUUGGAGUUUCUUAGUCUCUGGUAUAAAACCUUGGUUGUAUGUUCUGUAUUUUAUUAAAAUUUUGUUCUGAGCUAAAGUUAAUUAGAUAAGCCUCACAAUUGUAUCAUAAUGCAAUAAUCACAAUGCCUUUUAGUUAAUGGUCAGAUACCCUUGAGCAGGCUUAUUGUUUCUCAAGUAUUAAGGGGCAUAUAAUUUCUCAAGGUAUUUCAAUCAGAUUUUUAGGUUCCAGAAAAUAGAAUUUAUGAACUGAACUCUCGUGACCUGACCAAAUUGAGGGUUUUCCAAUGAAUGAGCAAAACUCUGUCUUCACAUCCUUAACAAGAAGAGUCCUAGAUACCAUUAGCUACCACUAGAACUGGUAUCUUGUCAUGUACAUCUUUUAAUUUUUUCAUGCUUUAAAAUGUAUCUCUUUAAAAUAUGCCCCAUGCAUGAUUAUAUGAAUAUUGUGUGUGGGUGUGUAAAUCUUUACCAAAUCUCUGGAAUAAGUUUUAACUUCUACUAUUGUAUAUUAUUCUUUGAGUUAAAUUUGAAUAUAGUAGAACUUGUAUAUUCCGAUUGUAAGUUCUCAGAUUGUCUUAUAAUGACCCUUACUUACCACAACUGUGUUCUUUUUGCAUCGAUGACAAAUAAUACAGAGUUAGUUUUAAAAUAACGGCCAUCGGGAGCCAGAGUGAUUAUAAUGGGGUUUGUACAUUUGCCUUGCAUGUGACCAGCUCAGGUCAAUUCCUGGCACCCCAGAUGGUUCUCUGAGCCCACCAGGAAUAAUACAGACUCAGCUCAGAGGCAGGAGUGAGUUGCUCUUGAGCACUAGCAGAUGUUGCCCUAAAACCAAAAAUAAAUAGCAGCCAUCAAGAAAUAAGUAUAAAUAAACUGUCUCUGGCUAACUAGCACAUUUUAAAAAGAGAAAGUAUUUUUUCUGUAAAGCCUGAGUUUUGAACAAGUGCCAGUACAGGCUUAAAUGAAGGGAGUAAGUUAGAUUUCCAUCUUCCUAGUUCCCAACACACUGGGGCAGGGAAUUCCUAGCUCCCCAUCCACUGGUUAAGCAGGGUAUUUAUCUCUUGCUCCACAAUCCUGCCUCUGGCAAAAAAAGGGCUUCUAAUUGCUCUGUAUGUUCAAUCCUUAUCCUUUUUACCUGAAACAUUCCCUCGGGUGUGCCAUAUACGAACUGGGCUAUUAUAUUAGACUUUACAAACAUAGAGCAAUGAUAAAUGAGUAGUAUGAUCCAUGCUCCAUAAUCUACUGCUAUUUAUAUAAUGCUCUCCUAGAAAGAAAAACUUUAUUAGAGUCUAGUUUUUUGAAAUAUAAAGAUAAAACACAUGUUUCAGUAGGUGGUCAAAGGAAAUCAGCUUUAUGACUUUAUGUACAUAUCAUAUUUUUCUAUAAAUAUCCUGCUCCCUAGGCUUGCUAGCUCCACAGCACACAUUUAAACCUUGUUAAAAAAUUAUAUAUUACAAAAUUAUAAAUGUGCCAUAAGGAUAUAUAGUCUAUUCUACCUGGAAUCAUUUAGUCUUCUAGAUUGAAUUGUGAAAUUUUAUUUUUGUUUCCAAGGUACACAGGUCUGAGCCUGCUGAUAGUACAUUAAAUGGUUUCAUGGAAAUGCUUUGGUAGUAUUUUUGUAAAUGAAUUGCUUCUAGAUAAUUAAGAACCAAGCCUAAAACUCAUUUAACUGUGAAUAUACUUAGAUUUGUAGAUUAAUUGCAUUUUAGAUUUGUGAGCUGAGUGACAAAGCACUUGAACAAAAACACUGCAUAAAAGAAUUUAUAUAUCUUAGCUAAAAAGAUAACAAAGUCUUGGUUGGUCUUAAAAUCUGGUAACACCAUAAUGAAAAGAAUUUUAUUUUAUAAGUGUUAUAACUAAUAAAGUAUUCAUUUGAUAAUC